Paramisgurnus dabryanus is the source of this 4379-nucleotide messenger RNA. It is a transcript of the gene slf2, whose product is annotated as SMC5-SMC6 complex localization factor 2. The record is from RefSeq and is a predicted model, not a curated record. NCBI's taxonomy places the organism in Eukaryota, Metazoa, Chordata, Actinopteri, Cypriniformes, Cobitidae.
UCGCUCCUCCCACCAAGAGAUGGCGGCUAACACAACAACGCGUUCAUCAUGGGCUAUAUCAAAUGAUCUCACACGAUGACUGACGCACGCCCACCUGACAGAAGUCUGGAAACAUGCAUCACAGAUUUUCCCAUUGUCAUGUGGCUGGCCUACUUCUGUUUACCUGUCUGGUUUGAGCUGAUAAUCUUAAUAAGCCUGUGCUAGCAUGUAUUACAGUGAAAGAAUUCAUUCCACUUGGUAUACCACGUCACCAGAGUACAGAUGGGACAUCCCGUCCUGUGUCAGGUAGACAUCGUCCUGAACCCCCUGAGAAGACCCCCAAACUCCCCCAAAGUUGCCACCCUAAACCCAUACUGCCAGUCAGAAACCCUGAGCUGGGGCAGAGGGACUCUGUUUCGAACUUAUCUAAAGUCUCCAACAAGAGUUCGAAGACAGAGCUAAAAAGUUGCAAAGUUGUUAUGAGAAAUCUACAAGCUAAAAAUGGAAACAUUUUGUCCUGUAAGGAUGUGUCUUCCAGUCCUAUGAUUAAAAAGGAGGUGCAAAGGACCAGUUCUUACGAAAAAAACCGACAUCUUUCUUUGGCUCUUAGUAGAGAGCUUAAUGAAAACCUGAGGGUCAGUGGAGGUGGGUUGCCCUGCAUUGGUAAGGUGAAGUCUCGGAGACACACUCUUCCUCAAUCAUCUCAUUCAAGGCCUAUUAAUUCCUACUUUCAGGAAAAACCCAAAAGCUCAGUUAACACAGCAGAGCGAAUCCUUCACCAUCCCGAUCAAAGAAAGGAAAAAGUGGGGAAUAAGGACCAAAAAACCUUCAUUCACAGUAACAUGUCCCCACAGAAGGAAUUAAGCACCCCUCACAGGAAGCCUUCUCCAGAGGGCAGACUGUCCCUUUCUGCAAAGAGAAAAAGAGAGCCCAGUACAGGCAGUGAGAAAGACGUCAAGCGACAAUGUGUAGAUGUCCGACUCACCCCCAGCUCUUCUAUUAUAAACUCACCACCAAAGUUUGUCAGACAAGCUUUUUCACACCCUCUCUCAGACAAUGUGAUAACCAUAAGUGAUACCCAGUCCUUUAAACCACUUUUUCAAACAUCAGACACCAGCAAACCGAGACCAUCCGUCCACAGGCAGCUUUUUAAAUCGGAGACCUGCAGUAAGUCAAAUGCAGAGAGUGACAAAACGCACUCAACCCAAAUCACUAAGUUACCCAUGAAUGGGGAGUCUAAAGACGCUAUGGUUGCACACGCAAACAAAAACCCCAAAAGUCCACCCAGCCAGCCGCAUUUGCGCAAAAUCUCACCAAAGUCAAGCACCACAGCAGACAGCAUUGAGGACCUCUUUAAACCUGACCUCUGCUUGCCACCAUCCAAAACGCACAGCAAAAACCUACAUGUCAAGCGAGAAGGUUGUGCAGUUGCCAUAUCAACGUCCAUGUCCAGCCAUAAGGAGAGUGUUAAAGUUCGCUCACCCCCCCGUCUGGCUGAUGUAAAAACACCCAGCUUUGCAGGACAAGCUGGGUCUUGUAAGAAGGAAACGGAUGAAAGAACGCAGCUGAAAGUGGAGGAGUCACGCAGCCCCAAGGCUAACAUGCCUGUCCCAGCUGCAAGCGUGAAAGCAGACAGAUCAAGUGAAAAGAAACACUGCACUCGGUCGAAAGAUACCUCAGAUGGAGAUGAUUCAGAUGAUGAUCUGAGAGUAAGAUGCACUAUCAACCUGAGCACCAGCAGUAGUGACAAUGAAGAGCUGCUCCCAUCCCUGAAAGAGUUGAUGGAUUUGAGAGACUGUGUGCCUGUGACUCCUGAGAGAGAUGCUUUUUCAGAACCCAACACACCGGUCCCAAAGGCAGCACCGAAGGCUGUGAAAAUCAAAGCAGUUAACUACAGAAAUACACUGGAGAAGAUGCUGCAAGAGAGGGAACAAUAUCAAAGGUCAAAAGAGCUGGAGAGACAAUUACUGGAGUCAUGUCAGGAGGACCUGCUGAAUUUAAAUGAGGAUGAGAACAGUGAAACUAAAGAGGAAGUCAUUUCACAUGAACAGAGGAAAUUUUUAGAGAAGUUCUCGGUCACCUCAUGUGCCAUCAGGGACAUCCACCCCGGAGAGGAAGUGUUUAUACCAGCUAAGUUUGGCCGACUCUUUGACCACCAGAUGCUGGAUCUGCGGAAAAUUGGUGUGACUCCACAAAACCGAUCACAGGAAAUGUUCCUUCAGGCCUGUAUUGAACAAGUACUGUCCCUGAUCAGUGCAGGCUUGUUCACGAGAGCUUAUAGUUCUUGUCCUUGUCAGCCUGAGGUGACACGCUGGCUUUUUCAGAUGAUGUCAGUUCACCCAAACCCCAUCACUUCCUCAAUGAUUCUGGAGUCUCUGCGAAGCAUCGCUCUCUCUGCUGCUCAGCACAUAGUUGAAAGCCAAAACCAGAGGUUUAAAAUAUGGGUGCCCACUAUACAGGAUAUUGCAUUAGUGUUCAUUAACAUGGGAGCAUCAUUCAUCAGCCUUUUCCCUCUGGAAGCCUUGCAGCCCACAUUUACUGAGGGAGACCUUUUAGAGGGCGUUCAACCCAAAGAGACCAGCCACGAAACACAGAUUUCUGACCAAAGCAAUGCCACUUUACCUGUACACAAUUUUGAAAAUGUUCUCAAGUACCUGUCUCUGUGUACCGCGUUGUGUCCGAAAGCGUACACUGAUGAGGAGCUGCUGUUGCUUGUAACGGUUGUAUGUAGAAUUGGACUGGAGACUCAUUUCAAACUGGUGCCGACUGGACACUUCAGCCUCCUACUCCAUAACCUGCUCAAAAACAUCACGCACUGGGAAGUCCAGUUAUCUAAAGCUUGCCAGACGUUGACUGAUUUGUCAGAGGAUCAUCACAACCUCAGGCGACUCGUUUAUCUUCUACCAGACAGCAGUCGUGGAAAGCAAUUUAAACAACACCUAAGUGUGUCUAUCAUCUCUAAGCUUUUGAAUCACACUUGCACCUACAAAGUCUCAAACGUCGAGUUUAAGCUGUCUGAGCUAAAACGUUUCCUACCUCAAAUGCGUCCCUCAUCCCUGGUGAAAGCCCUAAGGUCUUCAGGGAGCACAGAGGACCGUAAUGUCACUCUAGACCAGCAAGCAUAUUACCUCUGCUACAGCCUUUUGACGUUGACAAAUGAAGCUUCCAAUUUUGAAUUUUUACCCUCGAACCAGAGAAAUGAAUUACGGAGUCUUUCAUCUCAACUGGAGAAACACAUCAAGUGUGACAUAAGGGAGAGUGAGAAGACUCUUUACAGGAGCAAAGUAAAAGACUUUGUAGCAAGGAUUUACACAAAGUGGCAGGUGCUUCUUGUACGAACAAGGCCUCAAGAGGGAAAGCUGUAUGACUACUGGAAGCCCCCACCAGAGGAUGAGAUACCUAACAGCCCUCAAACCAAAACCUGCCUUAAAGUGGAAGACACUUCAGGGUGUACUGGAGAGUUGAAGUCGAAAGAAGAUGCUCAGAGCAAAGAUGAGGAUAAGAGGAAGGCUAAAAAACAUGAGGAGCCGAUGGCACUGGGAGAAGAUGAAAGUGCAGAGAACCAUUUGGAGGAAGAGGUGGAAAAUGUUGAGGCUAAACAACAGCUAGAUGAUGAAGAUGAAAAGUUGGAAGCAAUAACAGAUGAAAUGCUGUUUGAUAGCACUGAAGAGUUAAUGAAGAGUGAUGAAGAUCUCAUGAGAGAGGAGGAGCAGCUUCUUAAUGAAGAUGAAGAGUCACAUGAAGACAGACAACAGAGAGAAAAACAAUUAGAGGAACUUGAGAACUUGUCUGUGAACGAUAGAGAGCAAAUAAAGGAAGGGAUUUGGACCGGGAUGUGAUUGGACUCGGAAGAGUCUGAAAAAGAGAAGCUCUCAGGUCAUUUUGAGAGAAUUUUAUAUUGCACCUUUUGUUGGCAUUAUGCACAUACUGUACAUAUGCCAACAAUUUUUAUUUGGGUCUUUUUGCACUCAUUAAUUGUAUAGCAUUUUCCAAAUGCAUAUUUGAUGCAUGUAAUUGUUUACAUAUUGUUUAUAAUUGCCUAAUAUAUGUUUUGUAUUUACUAGCCGUGUGUUUAAUUUUUUUAGAUGUGAGAUUGACUGUUUGCCUUCUGUUUCUCUGAAGAUGGGCCAUAUUUUUAUGUAGCUGUAUGAAAAUGUAAAGGUUCGUUCAUUUAGUGUAAUCUCGUUGGUUUAAAGCACAUGUACAGUAAAUGGACACUGUUAACUCUCAGGAUCAGGGUGUGCUGGUUAUGCUGCUGUCUUAUCUAUUGUUUUUUUAUGAUUUCACUUUAUAAAUACUGAGAUGUUCAACCAGAAACACAUGUGAUAUGGUUUAGUCUUUACUAAUGUCAUUUUAAAACACAAAAGCAAGGGCUUGAACCAUUUAAAAUAAUUUUGGUA